Messenger RNA from Trypanosoma cruzi, 1245 nucleotides. RefSeq names its product mucin-associated surface protein (MASP), putative. Bases 1 to 1245 code for a protein of 414 amino acids. The record is from RefSeq and is a predicted model, not a curated record. Lineage: Eukaryota; Euglenozoa; Kinetoplastea; Trypanosomatida; Trypanosomatidae. The transcript has a single exon.
AUGGCGAUGAUGAUGACUGGCCGUGUGCUGCUGGUGUGUGCCCUCUGCGUGCUGUGGUGCGUCACUGUUUUUGGUGAUGCAAGGGACAACCGCUGCAUUGAGGGUGAUGGGAACGUCUUGACGCACACGCAUAAUGGAGGAAAUAACGGACUGCGCCUGAAGGCGGGUUGCGGGUUGAUUUCCACCCGAAUGGGAUUGAUAAAUGCGGUUGCAGCUGGAGACGGCAGUGAAGGUGGAACUAGUAAUGCCCCAUUGGACAGUGUGGGAGGAACAUCGCCUGGUGCAGGAGGAGGGAAUGGUGCCGCAGGUGCAGCAACACCAACCUCGCCGUCUGGGCCUGGAGUGUCAGGGGCAGGUGAUGAAGGCGGGCAGUUACCUUUGGCUGGUCAAGAGGAAAAUAAAAAAAAUAAAGUGGAUCCCAAUAGCAAUGCGGCAGCUGGGCCCCCAGACCAAACCAACGAUCAAUUGUCCUCUUCAUCUGGCAGCACUCCCACUCGUUCUGGUGAAAACCCCUCUUCGAUGGGUACUGAUGACCUUACUCCACUGUCCAAGGAUACAGAGACAGAAGGAGAUGCCGAUCGUCAGGAUAACCGUGAAAGUAACGAAGCGGUAGAGGAAGAGGAUGGGAACAAAGACAAGGAAAAAAAACAAGAAAAAAACACAUUACAACCCGAGACACAAGAGGGUCAAAAUAAUGGAGGAGGAACACCACCGCCACCAGUACCCGCACCACUGCCACCAACAACACCAUCGGGUGGACCUGCACCAUCAUCAACAGCAGAAACAGAAAACUUACAGAACGAAAACACACCGUCAGAAUUCGAGACGGACUCAGAAGCACCGGAACAGCCUUCAGGGGAUGCUACACAAGGGCAGCACAGUCAUGACACAGACACAGAGGAUCCGACGAAGAAUGCAGCAACCGGCAGUCCAGCUGAACCAACAACAUUCUCAUCUACCUCUACAAGUGGCAGCGGUGAUCAUGUCCAGAAUAAGGCAGAUAAGGAUGAUGCUCAAAGCUCUGAAGGACAACACGACAGCCUUGAAACUGGCAAUACCAACGUUGUUCCAACACUCAGUGAGACAGCACCACAAACAGCAAAAACAACCACCGCCGCUCAAAAAAAUGGUACGACGACACCUGCCGACAGUGACAGCAGCACCGCGGUCUCCCACACCACCUCCCCUCUUUUGCUUCUUCUUCUUCUUGUUGCGUGUGCGGCUGCUGCUGCGGUGGCCGCGUGA